AUGAGCUUACUUACGGAGAACAGUGAUUCUGAUUAUUCCAGUCACUGUGUAUCUUGCGCAGCAACUAUUUGCCCUGAGGCUCCUUGGAUGGCAAGGUACCGAGUAUUAUAUCGGACCAGAAGCGGAAUCCAACUGUCAGGUGUUAAUAAAACCAAGUUUGACUGGGUGGUUGAAGAAGCGUUCGGUGAUCCUAAUAAACUUGAAUCUUGGUAUUUCAUGCACAUAGAAAAGCCCCACAAGGCUUUCUUAGUCCAUGAGAGCUGCUGGUCUCUCUUGGUCCAGCAAUUUGAAGGGGAGGAUAUUGAUUUAAACAGGCUUUUUGAAGUCUGUAAGGAAAUUCCUCCUCCGGGAAGACGAGACUAUUGGAACAACUGCGGGGAUCUCGGAUUGCGGCAUCAUUUUCGCCCUGCAAAACGACCCAUUAUCAAGGGACUUCAGGAUGCUGCGAGACAAUUCCCGAAGAUGCCGAAAAGACGAAAGCACUCUGGCUCGAAGAGUAGAGUUGUGCAUGACUCUGACUGCUUUAGCAUCCUGCCUCUCGAGAUACGAGUUCAAAUCGCAACUUAUCUUCGUACUGCUGACUUCCUAAGACUACGGCAAUCAUCCCGAGCAAUGGCAGUUGUGUUCGGAAUUGAAUCAUUCUGGAAGUCAAGAUUUUCACAGAAUGGAGAUCGUGGAUUUCUGAACUGCCUAGCAGAAAAUCCCAGAAAACGAUCGAUCGGUGUGAUGAGCACCUCUGGGCAACACGGCGACGGUGGAGAAAUAACCGAUGGCUAA
This is a messenger RNA of Penicillium roqueforti, 777 nucleotides long. Its product is annotated as F-box protein. Gene Ontology annotation, molecular function: protein binding. The transcript has 4 exons. Lineage: Eukaryota; Fungi; Ascomycota; Eurotiomycetes; Eurotiales; Aspergillaceae. The coding region runs from base 1 to 777 and encodes 258 amino acids. The record is from RefSeq and is a predicted model, not a curated record.